CAUAGUACUUGCACAAAGUCUGUUUUUUUAUCUCCAACUAUUCCCUAUACACAUGUAGCUACGGAUACAAGAAUAAUGGUCAACUAACUUCUUUAUGGCAGCUAUUAUGUCCUGAGGGAUUCACUGUUCCAGCUGCAACCGUGUGUCGGGGGGAACUGAAGAAAUUGAAGCAGAUCUCGAGCUGCUUCACAAGCAGCUAGAGGAUGCAAAGAAAACCAUUUAGGCAGUGAGUGAUGCUCUCAAUCAAGCAGACGCCCUCAAACCUUCUGGCCACAGAAGUUUGAAAUCCAUCCAUCCCAGAUGUUCAUAUCUCCCAAAAGAAGAACCCGUAUACAGAAUAAUGGGGAGAACUAGAAUAGGACUCUCUCUUUCUCUUCUGCUAUAUUUUCUUCAGCUCUACAGAGCUAGAGGUGAUAAUUGCAACAGCCUUCCACUGAAGAAUCUUUCUUGUUACAAUGACUAUAAUCAUACCAUCACCUGUGUGUGGAACGAGUCACCUGUCUGUGAUCAUACAGAUGAUGUGUGCACAGUGCAAGCAGAACAAGUUCCAGAAGAACUGAGUUAUACGGAGCCCUACAAGACUUCCUGUAAGUUGAAGCCAUUUGAUGCCUCAAACCCAGCUUCAAAAAGCUUCUCUUUAGUCUUCAAAAUGCGUUAUACUUUUAUGUCCUAUGAUGAGUUAUCCAUUAAGGCGAACUGCACACAUUCAAAACAAAUUGACAAAAUGUCCUACAAGCCAUCGAGUCACAUUAAGUUGAAUCCACCAGGAAAACCCAAUGUAAACCAGACUACUGUGACGUGGCUUACACAAGUUAAAGAACACUACCGAAUUCGUCAUUUCCAGUCCCAGCUACAGUGGAAACAAAAAGAUAAGUCAUGGAAUGAUCCUUCUGUUCAGACUAAACAGAAGGAUCGGUGCGAAAGGUCCUGUGAGGUGCAGCUGGAUCCCAGUUUGCUCAUAAGAGACGAGACUUAUGAAGCGCGUGUUCGUGUGAAAGUCUCUGAAGAAGCUCUAAAUGGGAUCUGGAGUGAUUGGAGCCCCACAGAGUCAUGGGUGUCACCAGUGGGAACACAGAAAUCAAUAUCAGAGUAUGGCAUGGGAGUUACGAGAACUGGUGUUUUAACCCUGGCAGCGAUGGGUCUUUUGCUCACUGGCGUGGUCCUGAUAAUACGUAAAAAGACACUGAUCUACAUGGUGAAGAGUUUUAAAGGUCCACCCUUACCAGACCCUGGGAAAUCUGAAAUCUUCCAGGACUGGUUUACUCUGAAUUCUAAAGACAAAGGAGAUUCUCUUGGAUCAAAACCGGAGAGAUCUGCAGUCCAGACUUGGUUAGGGUCUCAUUUUACUGGUGAAUACGUCCAAUCUUUCUUGAGCUCGGUGGACAUUGUCCCUUAUGAAGUAACCUCCACCGUGGAUGCCGUGCAGUUCUGCAAGCCAACUGUAAAAAUUAUUACAGAAAGCGACAAUUACAACUCGAGCUGCUCCAGCUUCUCCAACCCCAGUUACUCUGAGCUGUGUACUUCUUCUUGUGUGCCUACUGAUAAACUGCAGGCCUGUGCAGUUGAUGCCCCCUACAAGCCUGUUGGGGGCCAAGCUGAAGAAAUAAACACUGAACAUGACAGUGAAUUAGUGGCAAAAAAGGAUUUGGAAAUGGUCAAGUUACUGUUUAUGAGUGGUAAUGAAAAGGUGUCAGUGGUUGUUUCAGACUAUGAGAAGGUUAAAAAGCAACAGGCCGAGCGCCACAGGCUCCACAGUGUAGAUUCAGGCAUGUGCAGUUGUGAAGAAGUCAGUCAGGAAAGCAUCGAAGCAGACAGCAUCAAUAUGAGUGAUGGACAAGAUGAGGGGACACCCCUAAAGAGACAAAUAGAGGAGGAAGACAAGGAAGGGAAUGAGACAAAAUUAGAUUUCCAGACAUUGUUUGGAGGCAGCGGGAGCAUCUUGGGCAAAAACUCUAUCCAGAUUUGUUCAGGUUAUAAAAAAAUCCCAGGGCUGCAACCUUCAGGUUGGCAAGAUGUUAGCAUGACAGCUGAGGAGAGACAGGAAGACAGAACAGACGAGGAAGAUAAGCCCUCUGAAACGACUUGCUUCCUUUUCCCUCCUCAUCCUCCCAUCACCCUACCACAGCAGCACUUAAACAUCUGUGAGUCAACUAGGAGUCCAUUCUUACCAUCUCUCCAUGUUAAUGACUUCCUUAAGCAGAUUGCUCUUUCAGGUAGUGCACAGCAGCAGUCCUGUGAUGAUGGCUACAUGCCGGUGAGGCAGAAAGAGACCUGAUAAUGGGCAGCAGGCCUUAUAUUACAGUCAGACAUAGCAUAAGACUAUUUUCAGGAAUUUGUACUAAAAAUGUACUAAUGGAAGAUGACAGUUUUAAUGAAUGUAUUUUUUUCCAUUUCAUCGGACAUUUUGAUAACAGUGUAUUUAUCAGUAUAUAUGAAAUAUGAGGCAUAAUCAACAUGAUAUUUUAAUAUGAUAAUGCCUUUCAUUUGUCUUGCUAAUUAAAACAGCUGAGAUGUGUCAGUCUGGAUGCUGAACCGUUGUAUGUCUAAAAAAGUUUGCAUGUUAAUGUGAAUUUGUAGUUCUUCUGAUUUGAAUCAGACAGAUUAAAUCUCUGAGCUCAGGGUUCAGUAACUUAAGUCAUCUCAUUACAACGAUGGUGUUGUCAAUUUUUAAAGCUUUUAUAUAAACAGUAUUGUAGCCUUUCUAGUUCAUGUUCUUCCUUUCUUUCAGUCACAAUGAAUGUAAUGCAUUUUUGUUGGAUAUGGCAUAACGUCAGUAAAGAUAAGAUGUCUUUUGAUGAUGUCCUGCAAGUGUAAUAGCUUGCCUUCUGCCCAAUGUUUAGUUUUCUCUGUUUUGAGUUAUUUUCCUGUUUAGUCCAGUUAUUGUUUAUGUUCUGUCUCUGGCCUGCUCCUGAGUUUGUUUUGGGUCUUGGCACGGAUGCCUGGUCUGAUUAAUCAUUCCUCACAUCAGCUUUCACCGGUUUCACCUGUUCCCACCACCAUAUAAGCCGCGUUCAGACGAGACAUCAGUUCCAGGUCGUCUUGUCGAGAUUACGGGUGAGUCCUCUCCAGCAAAUGUUGUUUUUGCUUAUGGAUUUUGACCCUAUUCACUCCAGUGAUCUGAGCCAUCCUGUUCUGCCUGUUACCUGCUUUUUCCUGCCCUGUUGGAUGUUUUUUUUUUCUGCUGUCUUUUUGGUGUGACGGUCAUGUUUGCUUUUUGCUGUUUUAUUUUAAAUUUUAUUAAUUUUUUUUUAUUAAUAAAUAGCCUGUACUAAACUUCUGCUGGUCUGGUUGAAUUCUGGGUCACCUGCCUCUGAUCAUUACAGCAAGAAAUUCAAUAUAUCUUUUAAUUUAUUUCUUUGGGGCAGCAUCAUUUCUAUAUUUAACAAUGUCCCUGAUUCAAAUGUGUAUGUUAGCUUUAAGAUGCACUGACAUGAAAUAAAUAUUUGAACGGAUGUAACUUAUUUUGAUAAAUUGCUUACCUUUAAGGUCUGACUUUUGUAAUGUUGAUGUUGGAAAAAUAAUGUGUCUUCUGAUAGUAACACCUAGAUUAAUCAGAUGAUUUAUCAGCAGCACAGAAGUUAAAAGCACAAAUACUGUUAAUAUAGGAAACCUAAGUUUCAGUGUUACAGCUCUAGUGUUUUGGUUUUAUUUCAUUUUAACAGCUUACUAAACCAUGUAUCAAUAACCAGGAUCUGAAAUUAUUUCAGAAUGUAUUUCGUUUAUAUUUUCAACACAUUUUUAUAUCUAAGGUCUGUGCUUUUCAACUUGUUGAAAAGCAUUCUUGAGCUAUGGUUAAAUGUUCAAUAAAGCCAUGUGAAAGGUUAA
This is a messenger RNA of Fundulus heteroclitus (mummichog), 3825 nucleotides long. RefSeq lists its product as uncharacterized. Lineage: Eukaryota; Metazoa; Chordata; Actinopteri; Cyprinodontiformes; Fundulidae. Gene Ontology annotation, molecular function: protein binding; cytokine receptor activity. The record is from RefSeq and is a predicted model, not a curated record. Bases 341 to 2275 code for a protein of 644 amino acids. Gene Ontology annotation, biological process: immunoglobulin mediated immune response; cytokine-mediated signaling pathway. The transcript is spliced from 12 exons. Gene Ontology annotation, cellular component: external side of plasma membrane; membrane.